CUUUGGGCUAGCGGAACGGGCUUGAGCAUCUUACUGGCAACAUGACUUCUGGACCCCUUCAACUCGGGCUCGUUAACUGCAACAACAAAUACCUCACUGCCGAGGCUUUUGGAUUCAAGAUCAAUGCUUCGGCAAGCAGUUUAAAGAAAAAGCAAGUGUGGAGCCUGGAGCCAGCGGGUGAAGAUACUAGUGCCGUUUUACUUCGGAGCCACCUAGGCCGGUUCCUUUCUGCAGACAAAGAUGGCAAAGUGUCGGGGGAGAGUGAGACUGCUGGACCCGAGUGCCGGUUCCUGGUCAGUGCGCAGGGGGACGGGCGUUGGGCGCUGCAGUCCGAGGCGUACGGCCGGUACUUCGGAGGUUCAGAGGAUCGAAUUAGUUGUUUCUCUCCUUCGGUUUCCCCUGCCGAGAAGUGGGGAGUUCACUUGGCCAUGCACCCACAGUUCACACUAUAUAGCGUGACCCGCAAACGAUAUGCCCGCCUGAGUGCCAAUGGCGACGAGUUAUCCGUGGAACGGGACGUGCCUUGGGGUGUAGACUCGCUCAUUACUCUCAUUUUCCAGGACAAUCGCUAUAGCAUACAAACCCCUGAUCAUCGCCUGUUGGCCUCCGAUGGCAGCCUUAGAGACGGGCCCGGUCCGGACACCGGUUAUACGCUGGACAUUUCAUCUGGGAAAGUGGCAUUUAGAGCCAAUGAUGGUCGUUACUUGACCUCUUCCGGCCCAAGUGGAACCAUGAAGGCAGGCAAGAACAGCAAGGCCGGGAGAGACGAGCUGUUUGUCCUGGAAAGAAGCUGCCCGCAAGUGGUUCUUACUGCGGGGAACGGGAGGAACGUGUCUACAAGGCAGGGUAUUGAUCUUUCAGCAAAUCAGGAUGAGGAGAGUGACCAGGAAACAUUUCAACUGGAAAUCAACAAAGAGACAAAGAUGUGUGCUUUCCGGACUCACACUGGAAAGUACUGGACCCUUUCCAACAAUGGAGGGAUUCAGGCAUCUGCUUCUACACUGAAUAACAGCUGUUAUUUUGAUAUUGACUGGUGCGACCGUAGAAUCACCCUUAAGGGAGUCAAUGGAAAAUUUGUCACAGCAAAGAAGAAUGGCCAACUGUCAGCUUCUAUAGAUACACCAGCAGAGACGGAGCUGUUUUUAAUGAAGCUUAUUAACCGUCCACUGAUCGUUCUGAGGGGUGAGCAUGGUUUCAUUGGCUGCCGUAAAAUGACUGGAACCCUUGAUUCCAAUCGCUCCAUUUAUGAUGUAUUUGAACUGGAAUUCAAUGAUGGUGCUUACAGCCUCAAAGAUUCCACUGGGAAAUACUGGACUGUGGGAAGUGAUAUGUCUGUUACCAGCAGUAGUCCCACUCGGGUGGAUUUCUACUUCGAAUUCUGUGACUACAACAAAGUGGCAAUCAAAGUCAAUGGCCUUUAUCUCAAAGGUGACCAUGCUGGUGUUCUGAAAGCAAAUGCGGAGACCAUCGACUCUUCCACACUCUGGGAAUACUAAGCAUAAUCUGGGGCUAAAUCAUUAGCCGUGUCAAAUGUGUCCCUUGUGCCUGUUUGCUCUUAACAGGGCAAUAUAAUACAAAUCUUGUCUUGCUUGGAGUAACAGUUCUUUCUUUAUUUUAGUCAGUAUCUGCAGUUUUUGACCAAAUAUACACCUAUAGCCUUCUAUAGGUGCCUAUAAUAUACACCUAUAGCACUUCUUUGGUGCAGGGCGUUGUUUAUUGCCACAAUCUUAGUACCCUCUACUGUUCUAUAGUAAGUUUUUAAAAUGGAUCCUUAAAGAAAUGCAGAUGUGGAUAAUUUGACCCAUGUCAUAUUUUAAUAUUUGUUUACAUCCAUUAACAGAACUGCUUCUUAACAAGGUAUUUUUAACUCUGGUAGGAUUCCUGGGAUUGACCCCCUUGCUAGCUUUAAGAACUAUAUUAGUCUUUAACAGUCUUGAUGAGGAGAAAAGAAAAUGUCAUGUCUUAGGAGGCCCUUUAAGUGGCAGUGGUCAUAAUUUGCCAAGUGCUAGCUAUUUUGAAAAAAUGUUUGCUUUUUUAAAAUAAUGCGAAACUUGCACAUUUAACAAUUUAUGCCUAGUAUUUCAUAGGGCCAUAUUCCUCCCUGUAGAAAGGUUUAUGUAAUUGGAAAGGUAGAAUAUUAAUAGUAAUAAACAGUAUUAAAUAUCUUUUAUUUACUUUUAUGUUUACUGAUAAGCCUCAUCUCAAUGUUUGACAUAUUAUUUCGGCAGUGAAUUUAAUAUACUUUGUGGUGCUAAAUGACAAUGCUCUAAAUUUUAAAAUAACUCAAAUGUCAUAAAAUGUAUCACCAACAGUUGAUAUCAAAGAUUGAAUACGUGGUAUUGUUUGUAUAUUAAUCUGGGCUAUUUAAUCUGUCUGCUGUACCACUGAUCUGAACACCAGUUCAGUGAGCAGAUGUGACUAAAGGCUCGGUGGUUUCGCACUCCUGUGAAUUGAUCUGUAAAGCUGCCACAUGCUGAUUAUAAUGUCUUAAGUGCCAUUUUCAGAACAUCGCAGUGUAGAGAAAUAAAUACAUUUUGUCCCAGUAAA
This is a messenger RNA of Xenopus tropicalis (tropical clawed frog), 2547 nucleotides long. It is a transcript of the gene fscn1, whose product is annotated as fascin actin-bundling protein 1. NCBI's taxonomy places the organism in Eukaryota, Metazoa, Chordata, Amphibia, Anura, Pipidae. Gene Ontology annotation, biological process: actin filament organization; actin filament bundle assembly. Gene Ontology annotation, cellular component: cytoskeleton; cell leading edge; filopodium. Gene Ontology annotation, molecular function: actin binding; protein-macromolecule adaptor activity; actin filament binding. The record is from RefSeq and is marked provisional.